AGGUCCGUGCCGGCAUGCACUCAGGCCCGGUGGUGGCCGGGUGCGUGGGGGUCAAGAUGCCCCGCUACUGCCUGUUUGGCGACACCGUCAACACGGCGUCGAGGAUGGAGGCCUAUUCGCUCCCCGGGAAAGUUCACGUCACACGACAAACUUACAUCCUUCUGAAAGGUCGCAAUUACAAAUUCACUCAACGAGAGCAGCUCAACAUCAAAGGAAAAGGAGCCAUGGUAACUUACUUCCUGGACAGCGGACCCGCGGCCUGGGCAUCUUCUCAUGCCGUCUUGGAACCUCGAUCUCCCUCGGAUUCUAUACUUGAUGCUGCUGUCAACACUCCCAGCGCCCCAGCGGUGGAAAAAGGAAUCAAAAGUUCCUACGCCAGUUUGUUAUCCUUCCCUUCCAUGAUACACACCAGCUCCGCCGUUCACCCCGCCAUCACGGUGACCAAAUCAGCCGGGUCCGCCUCAAGUUCGACCGGCGAAGGUCAGGUGACUGUCAACUCACACAGAAGAUUGACUCGGAAAUUAUCACCAAAUAUCCGUUUUAACGAAUCGAAUGAAGUCAUAGCCGUGAAUUCCUGUUCGGAUAAGAUUUCGAAUCAGGCUCGUUCACCGGGGAGUGCGAACAGUGACCCGGAAAAGGUGUGCCUCGCUAACAAGCACUCUUGUGAUCUCUCAGUACUGUCAUCGGAAUUCUUCAUACCUAACGACAAUAAGAAUCAAGGGCAAUCUAAAAGUAAUCGAGCCAAGAAAUCUGUAAAUUAAGCUAUUCCGGGAAAAUGCGAGGAAACUCAGGCGAGG
This is a messenger RNA of Penaeus monodon (black tiger shrimp), 797 nucleotides long. RefSeq names its product guanylate cyclase soluble subunit beta-2-like. Gene Ontology annotation, molecular function: guanylate cyclase activity; peptide receptor activity. The record is from RefSeq and is a predicted model, not a curated record. Gene Ontology annotation, biological process: receptor guanylyl cyclase signaling pathway; cGMP biosynthetic process; intracellular signal transduction. Lineage: Eukaryota; Metazoa; Arthropoda; Malacostraca; Decapoda; Penaeidae.